Molecule: messenger RNA, 2228 nt
Organism: Chrysochloris asiatica (Cape golden mole)
Lineage: Eukaryota; Metazoa; Chordata; Mammalia; Afrosoricida; Chrysochloridae
Gene: TRAF3
Product: TNF receptor-associated factor 3
Exons: 10
Coding region: 14-1720 (568 amino acids)
Biological process (GO): protein K63-linked ubiquitination; regulation of canonical NF-kappaB signal transduction; Toll signaling pathway
Cellular component (GO): plasma membrane signaling receptor complex
Molecular function (GO): zinc ion binding; tumor necrosis factor receptor binding
Source: RefSeq, a predicted model, not a curated record
UCUUGUUCCCAACAUGGAGCCCAGUAAAAAGAUGGACUCCCCCGGCUCCCUGCAGACCAACCCCCUGCUGAAGCUGACUUCUGACCGCAGCACCGGGGCAGCUGUGUUUGUCCCCGAGCAAGGAGGUUACAAGGAGAAGUUUGUGAAGACCGUGGAGGACAAGUACAAGUGUGAGAAGUGCCGCCUCGUCCUGUGCAGCCCAAGACAGACUGAGUGUGGACACCGCUUCUGUGAGACCUGCAUGGCUGCCCUGCUGAGCUCCACCAGCCCAAAGUGUACUGCGUGUCAAGAAGGCAUCGUUAAAGAUAAGGUAUUUAAGGAUAAUUGCUGCAAGAGAGAGAUCCUAGCUCUUCAGAUCCAUUGUCGGAAUGAAAGCCGGGGCUGUGCAGAGCAGCUGACACUGGGACAUCUGCUGGUGCAUUUAAAAAACGAUUGCCAGUUUGAAGAACUUCCAUGCAUCCGUGCUGACUGCAAAGAAAAAGUAUUGCGGAGAGACCUCCGGGACCACGUGGAAAAGGCCUGCAGAUACCGCGAGGCCACGUGCCAUCAUUGUAAAUGCCAGGUUCCAAUGAUCACCUUGCAGAAACACGAGGACACCGAGUGCCCCUGCGUGGUGGUCUCCUGCCCACAUAAGUGCAGUGUCCAGACACUUCUGAGGAGCGAGUUGAGUGCACACUUGUCAGAGUGUGUCAAUGCCCCCAGCACCUGUAGUUUUAAGCGUUAUGGCUGCGUUUUUCAGGGAACAAACCAGCAGAUAAAGGCUCAUGAGGCCAGCUCGGCUGUCCAGCACGUGAACUUACUGAAGGAGUGGAGUAAUUCCCUGGAAAAGAAGGUUUCCUUGCUGCAGAAUGAAAGCGUAGAGAAAAACAAGAGCAUACAAAGUUUGCACAACCAGAUAUGUAGCUUUGAAAUCGAAAUUGAGAGGCAAAAGGAAAUGCUUCGAAAUAAUGAAUCCAAAAUACUGCACUUACAGCGAGUCAUAGACAGCCAAGCAGAGAAACUGAAGGAACUGGACAAAGAGAUCCGCCCCUUCCGGCAGAACUGGGAGGAGGCUGACAGCAUGAAGAGCAGUGUGGAGUCCCUGCAGAACAGAGUGACGGAGCUGGAGAGCGUGGACAAGAGCGCCGGACAGGCAGCACGUAACACAGGCCUGUUAGAGUCCCAGCUGAGCCGGCAUGACCAGAUGCUGAGUGUCCAUGACAUCCGAUUAGCCGACAUGGACCUGCGCUUCCAGGUCCUGGAGACCGCCAGCUACAAUGGAGUGCUGAUCUGGAAGAUCCGCGACUAUAAGCGACGGAAGCAGGAAGCCGUCAUGGGCAAGACCCUGUCUCUCUACAGCCAGCCUUUCUACACCGGCUACUUUGGCUAUAAGAUGUGUGCCAGGGUCUACCUGAACGGGGACGGGAUGGGCAAGGGGACGCACUUAUCGCUGUUCUUUGUCAUUAUGCGUGGCGAGUAUGACGCCUUGCUCCCCUGGCCAUUCAAGCAGAAAGUGACGCUCAUGUUGAUGGACCAGGGAUCCUCGCGGCGCCAUCUGGGAGACGCUUUCAAGCCCGACCCCAACAGCAGCAGCUUCAAGAAACCCACUGGAGAGAUGAAUAUUGCAUCCGGCUGUCCAGUCUUUGUGGCCCAAACUGUUCUAGAAAACGGGACGUAUAUUAAAGAUGAUACGAUUUUUAUUAAAGUCAUAGUGGAUACUUCGGAUCUGCCUGACCCCUGACCAAUAGCCAGGGAGAUGGAUUAGCAGAAGGUAACUCCGUUGGGGGUGUUGAAGUGGUCUGUCUUCACUGAGGCCCUGGCGUCCGUCCCCAAGGGCCUCGUGGACUGGCGGAAUGGUGAAGGCGGCCUGUGGCCUACAGGAGGAGCCCGUGCCCACACAUCCUGACCUGUUUUCUAAGUCUAGCAACACUCAGCUCUGAAGACCCAUCUGUCUGUCCUCCCAGGAGGUAAAUGUCAUCAUCACAGGAGGCUCUCAUUGUCAUUUCUAAAGAUCUAGUUAAGUAAGGUGGAAAACAUAUAUGUUAAACAAAAGAAACAUGAUUUUUCUUCCUUAAACUUGAACACCAAAAAAAAAAAAAGAAAAAAACCCACGUGGGAUAGCUGGACAUGUCAGCAUGUUAAGUCAAAGAAAAAUUUAUGACGUAAUUAUGCAGUUCUGAUAUAUUCAUCUAAAAAUCAAGAGUGCCAUCUUGUUUCAAAUAUAGUCUAUUGUCUAUUCUGAAGGCCUC